GAUAAUUUUAGGACAAAAAAUAUGUCGUGGAAAAUUCUUACACAUACUAAUAAUUCUAUGAACUAAUGCGUGAAAGCAAAGAAAAAUGUUACAGUAUGUCAAUCACUAUAUUACAUCUCCUACAUCCGGUGUCUUCGAGGCCUUUCGCCUUAUAACAGGAUUCAUACGACAGUGCUGUUUAUGUAAAUUGUAAUCGAUUUUCAUUCGCAACGACAUGUUAUGAACCAGAUUGUGCAACUGAAUUGUAAUUAUCAAUUUUACGUCAUUUGCAAAUCAGGAUACGGAUUGGGAGACCUUGCCAAGAAAAAGAUCUAUCCAACAUUGUGGUCACUCUAUCGAGAUGGUCUGAUUCCAAAGAAAACAAUUUUUGUAGGUUAUGCACGUUCCAAGCUAACUGUUCAUGACAUCAGGAAUAAAUCUGAGCCUUAUUUAAAGGUAAGAGAUGAAGAAAAAGAAAAGGUCAAUGCUUUCUUUAAAAUGAACCACUAUGUUAGUGGUUCAUAUGAUAUGCCAGAAGAUUUUCUUCAGUUGAAUCAGGAAAUCUGUAAAUAUGAAAUGGGUAGUCACUGUAACAGACUGUUCUACCUUGCUUUACCACCAAAUGUCUUUGAGUCAUCAACCACUAACAUAAGAAAUCACUGUAUGGCCAGCAAGGGCUGGACAAGGAUUAUUAUUGAAAAACCAUUUGGACGAGAUUCUGAAAGUUCUACUCAACUUUCCAAUCACCUUAAUGCAUUAUUUAAAGAAGAAGAACUUUAUCGAAUAGAUCACUACCUGGGCAAAGAAAUGGUACAGAACCUUAUGGCUUUGAGAUUUGGAAAUAGAAUCUUUGGUCCAACUUGGAACAGAGAACAUAUUUCUUGUGUGAUGGUGUCCUUCAAAGAGCCAUUUGGAACUCAGGGACGUGGUGGAUACUUUGACAGCUUUGGCAUUGUUAGGGACGUAAUGCAAAAUCACAUGCUGCAGAUGCUGAGCUUAGUUGCAAUGGAGAAGCCUGUGUCUACAGGAGCAGAGGAUAUUCGAGAUGAGAAGGUUAAGGUCUUGAGGUGCAUGCCAGAAGUCAAACUUGAAGAUGUGGUUUUAGGUCAGUAUAUUGGGAAUCCCAGUGGAGAAGGAGAAGCAAAAGAAGGCUACCUGGAUGACCCUUCUGUCCCUAAAGGCUCCACAACAGCAACAUAUGCCAUGGUCACCUGUUAUGUCAACAACGAAAGAUGGGAGGGAGUGCCCUUCUUUCUUCGAUGUGGAAAGGCCUUGAACGAGAGGAAAGCUGAAGUUCGUAUACAGUAUCGUGAUGUCCCAGGUGAUAUAUUUCAUGGAGAGAGCAAGAGAAAUGAGUUGGUAAUUAGAGUACAACCAGGUGAAGCUGUGUAUGUUAAAAUGAUGAAUAAAACUCCAGGAAUGUCCUUUAAUAUUGAGGAAACUGAAUUGGAUUUGACCUAUGGCAGCCGAUACAAGGGACUUGUUAUGCCUGAUGCUUAUGAAAGACUUAUUCUUGAUGUAUUUUGUGGAAGCCAAAUCCAUUUUGUUCGAAGUGAUGAGCUGGCACAGGCUUGGCGAAUCUUUACUCCAAUACUUCAUAAGAUUGAAACAGAAAAUGUGAAACCAGUGACCUAUACCUAUGGAACUCGUGGACCAAAGGAAGCUGAUGAAUUAUGUCAGAAUAAAGGGUUCAAGUUCUAUGGGACUUACAAGUGGGUGAAGCCAGCAAGUUUGUGAACUGUAAUUUUGUGUUAUUUUUUGUUUACUUUUUUCUAUAUUUGAUUUUAAAAAAAAGUUAAGAUUAAUAAUGUAUGAUUGAACUGCCUUUUUUGUAAUAUUUAUGAAACAUUUAUGUCUUAGAUUGGAAAAUUAAGUUUACUUGCCUGCUGUGUAAACAAAUAACAAUAAAGUUAUAAUGUUAUUUCAA
Molecule: messenger RNA, 1906 nt
Organism: Limulus polyphemus (Atlantic horseshoe crab)
Lineage: Eukaryota; Metazoa; Arthropoda; Merostomata; Xiphosura; Limulidae
Gene: Zw
Product: glucose-6-phosphate 1-dehydrogenase-like
Exons: 11
Coding region: 220-1716 (498 amino acids)
Biological process (GO): pentose-phosphate shunt, oxidative branch; glucose metabolic process
Cellular component (GO): cytosol
Molecular function (GO): glucose-6-phosphate dehydrogenase activity; NADP binding
Source: RefSeq, a predicted model, not a curated record